AUGGCACCUUCUCCCACCAGAUGCAGAGAGAACUCUGAUGAGCAGUCCAGGGAUCGCUCUAGAGAUAAAGCCGGCCCCAAGGAGUCACGCGAGAAGUACCGUGGCAGGGCUAGAACUCGAAGGUGGAGCGGCGCUUCCAGUGGCAGCAGCAGCUCCAGGUCUCCGUCCAGCGGUAGCACCAGCUCGGGCUCCAGCAGCGGCUCCAGCUCACCUUCAGCAUCCAGCCGCUCAGGACGUCCCAGCACAGCCUGCAGCUCCAGCUCCAGCUCCAGCUCCAGCAGCUCCCCCGGCUCUUUGAGGCCUUCUUGGCUUAGAAGAGGCAAGAGACAGCGGUCUCACUCCAAACAGCCCGAAAGAGAUGAAAAGGAGGGGAGAAGGCACAGCCCUUCCCCUAAACCCACCAAGCUGCACAUCGCGAGACUCACCAGGAACGUGACCAAGGACCACAUCCGGGAGAUAUUCUCCACCUUCGGGAAAGUCAGAGUGAUUGACAUGCCUGUAGAGAGGAUGCACCCCGGUCUGUCUGAUGCUUACGUGGAGUUCGAGACUCCAGACGGGGCUGAGAAGGCGCUGAAGUACAUGGAUGGAGGACAACUUCCCCUUGGCUCAGGUCCCAGAAGCGCUGGCGACCCCACUUCCCUCGCCGCCCCCUCCACCGGAGCCGCUGCAGCUCCAGGUCCUCCAGAAGCUGAAGGCAGCAACCGAGGCUUGUCCCAGGGCAGCAGAGUUCCCGCUGCAGUGGUGUGGGGUCGUGCUUGUAAAGAUGCCCUCCACAGUUCUGGCUAG
Messenger RNA from Budorcas taxicolor (takin), 786 nucleotides. RefSeq names its product RNA-binding protein with serine-rich domain 1-like. The coding region runs from base 1 to 786 and encodes 261 amino acids. Gene Ontology annotation, biological process: mRNA splicing, via spliceosome. The transcript has 2 exons. Lineage: Eukaryota; Metazoa; Chordata; Mammalia; Artiodactyla; Bovidae. Gene Ontology annotation, molecular function: RNA binding. Gene Ontology annotation, cellular component: ASAP complex; nucleoplasm; cytoplasm. The record is from RefSeq and is a predicted model, not a curated record.